Messenger RNA from Striga asiatica, 933 nucleotides. Lineage: Eukaryota; Viridiplantae; Streptophyta; Magnoliopsida; Lamiales; Orobanchaceae. The record is from the annotation of a GenBank genome assembly.
UCGCGCACCCUGCACGUGCAAAGAGCAUCUUUGUCAACAAGACGAUUUCGAGCUCCUAGCGACCCGAAAUACAAACCACAAAAUAGUAUAGAUCCAUAUGAUGGCGGCAAAGGCGGUGCUUGUUCGGCCCAACGUGACCGCGGCGGCUCUGUGCUUGGUGCGCGGCCGUCCCCAGACCACAUCCCCUUCAUUUUUCCAUCGAAGCGCGACGGCGACGCGGGCGAGGCACGAUGUUUGGAGUGGUCGGUCGCUGUUUACGGCGAAGUUUCAUCUUCCCCGCUCAGUCCACCGGCGGAAUUUGAGCGUCCGAGCGACGACGGACUCCGAAAACCCCUCUGCCUCCUUCGAAUCUCCGCUGAUGCAAUCAAUGGAGAAUAAGAUCAAGGAACACUUAAAUGCAGAGUCAGUUAUUGUGAAGGAUGCAUAUGGUGAUGGCCGCCAUGUUAGCAUAGAGGUUGUUUCUUCAGCUUUUGAGGGCCAAUCUGCUGUGAAUCGGCAAAGGAUGGUUUACAAGGCAAUAUGGGAAGAACUUCAGGACAGAGUGCAUGCUGUUGACCAGAUGACGACACGGACUCCAGCCGAAGUAGGGCAGUGAUAUAUGAGAAAAGUUAUCAAGUGUAUCCAUCAAGACUUCGACCUAUUCAGCAUUUGCGUUUCAUUCACUUACUUGUCAUACAACAAUUGUGUGGUGCAGUUUAGUUUUGCUGCUGGUUGUGAAAGGCCGGAAAGAAUAUUUUAAUUUAAAAUUCAUGAUGAAAUUAUUUGCAAUGUUGCCUGCCUGCCCAGUGACUUACUCUCUCAUUACUGAUAGCCUUCGAUGCACUGUAGCACUAAAGGCUGUAUGACACUGCAUUUUUGGUGGAAAGGUUGAACCUCUGAUGCCCAAAGUCGAGUUGGGGAGAUGUCUUAAAAUGAACAUGUUAUGUUACAAAA